AAAAAACAUUGCAAAGUGAUUUUAAAGAAGAUCUGAUAGAUCUCGAUAUUGAUGAUAAUAUGAUAGAAUUAUUUAUAAUAGAAGUAGAUGAAUAUAUAGAGCCAAUAUUUGCCCAUAGCAACAUGCUGCAAAAGGUAAAGAAUACAUUAAGGUAUUCUCCGCCGCCAGAUAUCCAACAUUAUCUAAAGCUUUAUGAGAAGGGAUUGAAUAAGAAAGAUAAAGGAAAAGAAUACUUUAGAGAUUAUAAAGAGCUCACUGCCCAAUGUUGGUGUGGAAACUAUUUAUACUCACCAAGCGACAAAUGUAUAAAUUGUUAUCUUGAUCUUAAGUUAUGGAUAACUAUUAAGAGCUAUAUUAUAAAGGAGGUUGCUAAGAGUUAUUGGCACACUCCUGAUAAAAAAGAUGAAAGUGAAGCAUUUAAUACUCACUUUUCAAAUAAUGCAAGCCUUAUUAACGAUACUGAAAUAGACCCAGCUGAUGUCUGUCUCAAAUACAAAAUGUAUCUUUUACUUGAUUACAAGGCCGAUAAUAAGUUACCUGUACUGGAAACCCCAUUAGCAUUAUAUACUAAGGAAUUUAGUAAUUUCUUUACAAAAUAUCUUAGUAAUUCGGCUUGGUGGAUACCAAACCUUGUGUGCUAA
Molecule: messenger RNA, 641 nt
Organism: Dentiscutata erythropus
Lineage: Eukaryota; Fungi; Glomeromycota; Glomeromycetes; Diversisporales; Gigasporaceae
Source: the annotation of a GenBank genome assembly